Messenger RNA from Stegostoma tigrinum, 5973 nucleotides. Its product is annotated as E3 ubiquitin-protein ligase TRIM7-like. Lineage: Eukaryota; Metazoa; Chordata; Chondrichthyes; Orectolobiformes; Stegostomatidae. Gene Ontology annotation, molecular function: zinc ion binding; protein binding. The record is from RefSeq and is a predicted model, not a curated record. The transcript is spliced from 6 exons. The coding region runs from base 65 to 1534 and encodes 489 amino acids.
UUGUCUGCAGGCUAUCCUCUCCCUGCUGCACUGUGCCAAACCUCUCACCGAGGUUUCACUAAGGAUGGAGGACACAGGCAUAACCGAGGAUCAGCCGACUUGUGCCCUCUGCCACUGCCCAUUCCCUGAUUUUGAUGCAUUGCCCUGUGGCCAUUACCUUUGCUCAAACUGUAUGGAGGAUGCCCGGUCCAAGGGAGAAGCAGCGGGCAGACUGGAUUGCCCAGUGUGUAUCAAUCCAUCGGUCUCGGAGCCCAGGCUGGAUGGGGCAAGCCAACCAGAGAAAGCUGCUGUCCCCUCCCUCACAGCCGAGGUCCCCCCACCUGGAAGAGACCCUCAGGAGGUGGGCAUAGGUGACCCUGCAGGAAAGCUCCCCGGUGAUCCUAUAGAGAGACAGUGCCGUGAACACAAGGAGCCUCUGGAGUUCUACUGUGAAGACGAUGGAGAGUGUGUGUGUGGGCCGUGUACAAUAACAGGCAAACACAAAUCCCACUCCCUGCUCAGCUUGGAAAAGGCAGAAAGUCACGUAAAGGAAAAAUUGAGAAAAGAAAUUGAAAAUCUCCGGAUAAUUCAGCAGGAUUGUCACUUCAAACACCAAGAUGUGACAAUAUCCGAAUCAGAAAUCAAGACACAAAUCGAUCAGCUGAAAGAAAAUCUCUCAAAGAAGUUCUCUGAGUGGAGGAAGAGCCUGGAGGAGGAUGAAGACUAUGCUGUUAAAAUGAUUGAAGAGGAGGGGAUGAAGGUGUUGUCAAAGAGCGCCAUGUGCUUUGAUGAACUGAACAACAAAAUGCAUCUGAUUAGGCUGAUAGAUGAUGAAACUCAGAACCUGGUCCAUAUGGAUCCACUCUCAUUUAUUCAGAAAUCUAAACAGGUCCUCUCCCGUGUUACUGACACUCAGAAUCAAUCAGAUGUAAAUAUCCCGAAGCUGAUCCUGAAUUUGUACAACGCACCUGAGCUUAUCAAGGAGCGAAUGAAUAAUUCCUUCACCUACCAAUCAGCCAUUUUGGGGACCACAAAUCAGUGGUCGCUGCUGACUCUGGAUCCAGACUCAGCCUACUGGCUCCUGAACGUCUCCGAGGAUGAGAAGACGGUGAUGUUCGGCUACAUGGGUGAGAACUCGUGGCACAACUCCAACAUGUUUGAGAACAUGCACCAGAUCCUGUGCUCUCAGAGUUUCACGGCUGGCUGCCACUCUUGGGAUGUGAAGACAGGUGGCAUCGCCUGGGGGGUGGGGGUGGCCUACGGGACCAUAGACCGGGGAGGGCUGGAGUCUUAUUUCACCAACAGCACUAAGUCGUGGUGUUUAUAUUUCUACCGCGGGUUUCUGACAGCUUGCCAAAAGAACCAACAGACUUACCUCCUGAAGUACCCAGCCAUUAGCAGGAUGCGUGUCCAACUGGAUUACGAGGCCGGCACAAUAUCUUUUUACCAGGUCAGCGAACGUCAGAGGCACUUAUACACCUUCAAAACCACCUUCUCUGAACCUGUAUUUCCUGCAUUCUCAUGUUCAGGCAGUUCCUCCAUAAAACUGUGUUAAAGUCAGGUUUAAAAUAUUGGGCCCAUCCGGUAAUUUUAAGCCAAUUCUCCACAUGGGCAAGGCCAGGGAUCAGAUGGUGCAUUUCACAUCCUGACCCAUUCUCCUUUCCCAGUUAUUUCAAUAAAAUCAGGGUGGGGUGGGGUGGACUGGAGGCUGUGAACCAACAUCACACCCCGAUCCCACCAAACGCACACUGCGCCCCCCAACCCCAACCCCCACCACCGUGGAUCAGUGACAUUAAAAUUACCCCCGAAUGUUGUUGAUGCCUGUUUCGAUCUCUGACUGAUACCUAUUGAUCGAAGCUCUGCCCCAAGUGGAUACUUGGCAAGUCACGGAUUUUUUUUUUGGUGCCACAAUAACACCUUGUAUUUAUAAAAGUGCGUUUAAUGUAAUGCAAUGCCGCAUAGCACCUCAUAGGGACAUUAUAUGAAACAAACUGACCUGAGGCCACCUUAUGAGGUCAGCUGCCUAACAGCUUCGCCCAAGAGGUAGCUUCUGAGAAACAUCUUAAAACAGAAAAGUACAGAGGGUUUAGGGAGACCAUUCCAGAGUAUAUGGACUUGACAAUUAAGGCAUGCUUGCCAAUGGUGAAUUAUUUAAAAUCAGUGAUGCUCAAGAGUUCAGAAUUAGAGGAGCACAGAUAUUUUCAAAGACUCUGAGCUGGAAUUGUUGUUUAGACGUAACAAAAGUAUGAACGAAGCUUUGACAGAUGUAUUCUUAGCAACAAUCAACACUGGAUGACCAUUUUGACCUCAGAACCCCAGAUUUCCUUGGUGAGAACCAAACCUAACAAGAUAUGGGAGAAAAUACCCACCUUGUUUUCAUUAGGAUUGAUCAAUGAGGAUACAGCAAAAGACAGUUUCUGAGGGUGAGUUCAGAGCUGGACAGGGAGUGAGAUGGUUGUAGUCUGGGGCUGAGGUUGUGGGUUCUCUCAUGAAUUUGGGCCUCCAGAUUGUUCAGUUUUCCCUUUUUUUAAAUUCAUUAAUGGGAUGAGGGUGUCGCUGACCAGGCAGCAUUUAUUGCCCCUCCCUAAUUUCCCAGAAGGCAGUUAAGAGUCAACCACAUUGCUGUGGGUCUGGAGUCACAUGUAGGCCAGACCAGGUAAGGACGGCAGUUUCCUUCCCUAAAGGGCAUUAGUGAACUAGGGGGUGUUGUUUUUUUCCCUGACAAUGGGCAAUGGAUUCAUAGUCACCAUUAGACGCUUAAUUCCAGAGAUUCAUUGAAUUCAAAUUCCACCAUCUGCAGUUGUGGGAUUUGAACCCAUGUCCCCAGAACAUUAUCUGGGUCUCUGAAUUAACAAUCCAGUGAUAAUACCACAAGACCAUAUUGGCCAUUCCAAUGGGAGCAGGACUGUCAGGUAGCAACACUCUGUAAGAAAUAUUUUCAAACAUCUUGCUGAAUUUUUUUUUAGAAGAUUAGAUUUCCUACAGUGUGGAAACAGGCCCUUCAGCCCAACAAGUCCGCAUCUCCCCUCAGCCUCCCACACAGACCCAUCCCCCUAUAACCCCCACAUCCCUGAACACUACAGGCAAUUUAGCAUGGCCGAUCCACCUAGCCUGCACAUCUUUGGACUGCGGGAGGAAACCCACACAGACAUGGGGAUAGUGUAGAAACUCCACAGACAGUUGCCUGAGGCUGGAAUCGAACCUGGGUCCCCAGUGCUGUGAGGCUGCAGUGCUAACCACCAUGCCACCCCUAAAUUUGGAGAUCUGGCACCAGAAGGAGACAGAUUGAAGGACCCCUUAACAAAUGGAUUGGAACUCACUGAUUCACCUUAAUCCCCAAAUUAUAUUUUAUGUAGUAUAUGCUGAGGAUAUAGUGCUCACUCUAUGACCCAAACUGCUAACAGUUGUUAUAAGUCCUUAAUGUCCUCUAUAAAUUCCAUUAAAUAUUUGUCAGUGGAACAUUCCAACUAUUCCCAGAUUACAUGAUGGCUAAGAACUCUAGUGUUUCAUUUCAAUCUGGUCCAACUAGGGGUCAUGAGUGAAAAUGUUCACACUGGGGUCAAAGGUUAUCUGUCACAGUAUUAUGAGGUUGGCAGAAGGUUCCUGAAGAACCACUCUUUAUGCUCUAUCACUGUGUUGCUAACAAUGAUGGGACAGAAGAGCUUUUAAUUUGUGCAACAUAAGGUAAGUUUAAUCUGAAUGGAUUUCUUUGUCAUUCCAAAGAAUUGCCCGAAUGAGGUGGGUUUUUCAUGAUUUCUAUCACUAUCCCUUUAACUAUUUGUGAUUGGCAGAUUCCUCUGCCCUAGAUAUUUUGAUUGAUAGCUUCUCAGAAUGUUCUCUUUAAUAUGUUCUUAAGUGUUCUGUGUCAGACGUUUGACAUCUAGAUUUUCUUCAGUAAAUAAACUCUCUAGUUAAUCAUUACAGUUUUCUGUGCCUGUGGAAGUAUAAAACGUAGGUCAGUAAAAGUCUUGUUCAGUGUUUCAUUUUUCCUUUGAUAUUGCUUCAAUCUAGUCUUCUCUGAAUUGACUCCAAAGCAUUUACACCUUUCCUUAAAUAGUGACCAAUAAUGUACUCAGUACUCCACAUAUGGUCAGUGCCCUACAGAACUGAAGCAUGACUUCCCUGCUUUUAUAUUCAAUGCCCCUUGUACUAAAUAACAUUCUAUUCAUUUUCCAAAUUAAUUCCUGUGCUUGCUUAUUAAUCUUUUGUGAUUCAUGCACUGGGACACCGAGACCCCUCUGCAUCUCAGAGCUCUGCAAUCUUUCACCUUUUUGUUAAGUCUUUAUGCAAAAAUGACAACUUCCCAUUUUCUAACUUUCUAUCCCUUUUGACAGAUCUUUUCUCAAUCACACAAUCUAUUUCCCACUGAAACAUCCUGAUGUCCUAGUUAGAGAGGUGUACAGCACAGAAACAGACCCUUUGAUCCAACUUGUCCAUGCCACCCAGAUAUCCUAAAUUAUUCUAUACCCGUUUCCAGCAUUUGGCCCAUAUGUCUCUAAACCUUUCCUAUUCACACAGCUAUCCAGAUGCCUUUUAAAUGUGAUAAUUGUACCAGCUUCCACCACCUCCUCUGGCAGCUCAUUCCAUUCACACACCACCCUCUACGUAAAAAUAAAUUUAGGUCCCUCUUAAAAUUUGCCCACCUCACCUUAAACCCUACCCCAUGGGAAAGAUCUUUCUGUUUGGCCUAUCCAUGCCCCUCAUGGUUUAUAAACUUCUAUAAGGGUACGCCUCAGCCUCCAAUGCUCCAAAAGAAAACUGCCCCACCCUAUUCAGCCUCUCCCUCUAGUUCAAACCCUCCAACACUAGCAACAUCCUUGUAAAUCUUUUCUGAACCCUUUCAAGUUUCACAUCAUCCUUCCUAUAGCAGGGAGACUGGAGCUGCACACAGCAUUCCAAUAGUGGCCUGACUAAUGUCCUGUACAGCUGUAACAUGACCUCCCAACUCCUGUACUCAACGCACAGACCGAUUAAAGACAAGCAUUUCUCUUUGCAAUUUACUAUCGAUCUUUUGUUUCACUAGAAAAUUUAAGAAACAUGCCUUCAAUUCCUUCAUCCAAGUCAUUUCUGUAAAUUGUAAGGAAUUAAGACUCCAGCGCUUAUUCUUGUGACCAAUCUCCCUUAACCAUAGCAUGUGACUUCCUCAAAGAACUUCAAGGUUGGUCAAACAGAUUUUUCCUUACACAAUCAUAUUCACUGUCUGAUUCCCUUAAACCUUUAAGUGUCCGCUGAGUCUUCAAAAAUAGCUUAACAUCUUCCCUCAGACAGCUGUUAAGCUAACUGGCCUGAGUUUCUUGCUUUUUGUGGUAAUAAAGGAGUUUUGCUAUUUCCCAAGCAAAUGCAAUUUUGCCUGAAUUAAGGGUAUUUUGGACAAUUAAAACAGAACUAUCAACUAUCUCUGUCGUGACUUAUCUGCUAAGUGUGUUACGUGUGAGUCUACUAGAAGCUAUGUAUAAAAAUACUCAGGACCUUGUUUUAGGUAAGCAAAAGCAAUGUGUACUGUACAUUGCGCCUUUAACAAAAAAUCAGUCACAUAGACAGCCAAACAGUGCUACAUCCCCAUGGCACACCCUGACCAAUAGAAUCUAGUCUGGUCUGAGAAUUAAGAUGGACAUUUAACUGUUCUUGCUGCAUCACCAUGUCAAUGGUGGUCUAACCAUUUAGCACCACUUCCUUGCUGCAUAAAACAAUUACGUUGUUUUCCCGAAGUCUAUUUCUUACAUCGAGUUCUGAUGAGUGCAAGAUGAAAAGCUCAAACUUCUAAUCUUUUAGCAAUUAAUGUAUCUCUAGCAACUUCAUGUUUUUUGUCCUUCCCACAUUUACAUCUGAUCCACCCUGUUCCAGUUUCCAAGUUGCCUCUUCCAACUCCAACAGUGCUACAUUCAGCUUCUCAAUGCAGGCCAGUUACAUAAAUUAGAAACACUAGUUGUCACAGUAGUUUCUCCAAGUUAACAUCUAUUUCAGUGAUUGUGUGGUUCUCUUGACCAUUUGUAU